Molecule: messenger RNA, 1467 nt
Organism: Pimephales promelas (fathead minnow)
Lineage: Eukaryota; Metazoa; Chordata; Actinopteri; Cypriniformes; Leuciscidae
Source: RefSeq, a predicted model, not a curated record
AAAGGAGGAGCUGUAACUAUAUCUAAUGAAGAGGAAGAGCUGUCACUAUAUCUAAUGAAGAGGAAGACGGACAGAAGCAGAAAUGUCUGAUCAGUGUGAUCUGUGUCUGCUGGGACUGAUCAUUCUCUCUUCACUUCUCACAGGAACCAGUGGAGAUGAUCAUGUGUUCAUCAGUUCUGGUGUAGAUGUCUCUCUGUCCUGUAAUAAACAUCUUUCUGACUGCAAAUCAACAUCAUGGACCUACAAGAACAGAUUCGGAGAUUCAUGGGUUAAACUGAUUACUGGAGGGAUAAAGAAUAAAGACACAGAGAGACAUGAGAGACUGAGUCUGGAGUCUGACUGCUCUCUGAACAUCAAGAACGUCACAGAAGAAGAUUAUGGAUUAUACACCUGCAGACAAUAUGUGAACGGACAGAAACAAGGAACUGAUGCUGAUGUUUAUCUGCAUGUUCUUCAUGUUUCAGUGUCUCCAUCUUCAUCAUCAUCAUCUUCAUCAUCAUCAUCUUCAUCCUCACAGACUGAGAUCAGUCCAGGCCGCUCUGUGACUCUCUCCUGUCAGUUGUAUUCUGUAUUCUCCUGUGAUGAUCGGGUUCAUUCUGGGGGAGUUGAGCUGUUGUGGGUGAAUCAGGCUGGUGUUGAUCUGAAGACAGACUCCAGAUAUCAGAUAUCAUCAUCAUCAUCAUCAUCUCCACGUCGCUGUAUCAUCACUCUGACUACAACACUCCUGGAUGAAGAUGACAACAGAGAGUGGAGAUGUCAGCUUACUCGGGGAAAUCAAGUCCAGACGUCAGUCAGAUACACUGUCAAGUAUUCAGCUCAAGCUGAUUCAACGACAGCAGUGAAUCCAGUCCACAUCACACACUCUCAGGAUCCCUCAACUAUAAACACACACGUUUCUAAAGUCAUAGGGAUUUCUGUCGCUGCAGUCGCUGUUCUCCUUCUUGCUCUUCUCUGGCUGAUCUGCAGAAAAACAGCUGAUAAUAAAGUGGGGACUGGCGACUCUGCGGUCAAAGAUGAGGAUGAACAUAAAGGGACGUAUGAGACGAUCAACAUGUCCAUUCCUCCUGAUCUAAGAGCCGAUGAGCAGACAGAUGAUGUGACUUAUUCUGAGGUCUCUUCUUUCAACACAAAGCCAGUAAAAUCACUGGAUGAUCAUGAUACCGUGACUUACGCUGCCAUCAGAGGAAGAGAAGAUAAACCGCAGGAUCAACUUUACGCCUCUGUGAACAAGAACAAGACCUUCACAAAUACACAUUAAUGACACAGAUCAUGCCCACUGAGCAAAAUGAUGUCCAAAAGACGUCUUUUCAACGUCUUUGUCACAAAUGGUCGGACGUUGAAAAGACGUCCACUGAGGGGCCGGAAUGAAAGUUUUUAUAACGUCUUUUUUUGACGUGUUCUGGACGUCUUAAAAAGAUGUUAAUGGAUGCUUCGUACAAGGUUACAAACUAGUUCAAAUGUGGCCAU